This is a messenger RNA of Scleropages formosus (Asian bonytongue), 5048 nucleotides long. RefSeq names its product HECT and RLD domain containing E3 ubiquitin protein ligase 3 (gene herc3). Gene Ontology annotation, molecular function: ubiquitin-protein transferase activity. The transcript has 25 exons. The coding region runs from base 173 to 3322 and encodes 1049 amino acids. The record is from RefSeq and is a predicted model, not a curated record. Lineage: Eukaryota; Metazoa; Chordata; Actinopteri; Osteoglossiformes; Osteoglossidae.
GCUGGUCACGUGAGCAGCGACGGACUCGGAUCGCCUGGACCGUAACUUCCUUGUUAUUAUCGGAGAUAGUCCACAAAACACAGAGAUGGCCGUCUUCGGAUUUGGAGUCGAUCUUGUGGAGCUUGGACCAAGUGUCUUGGCCUAAGACCACCUCUACCUCCCACCUGGAGCAAUGAUGCUGUGUUGGGGUAGCAUGGCCACUGGCCAGUUGGGCCUGGGCGACGUUGUGGGUGGCUUGGUCAGUGAACCCCGGAGAUGCACCGUUUUCAGUGGCAGGGGCCUGAAGGAGGUGGCCUGUGGGGGGCAGCACUCGCUCUUCCUGCUGCACGACGGAAGUGUGUAUACCUGUGGAUCCAACAGCUGUGGACAGCUGGGGCAUGAGAAGCCGGGAGGCAUGCCAGAGCUUGUGGGAGCACUGGAUGCCCAGAAGAUUGUCAUGGUGUCCUGUGGCUGGGCCCACUCUGUGGCGGUUAAUAAGCAGGGUCAAGUGUUUGCCUGGGGGGCAGGCAGCGGGGGCCAGCUGGGCCUGGGCACUGCUGAGGAUACUGUCAGAGUCCCCAGGUUGAUUAAAAAGCUCUGUGAGCAUCGAAUUUCUCAAAUCACAUGUGGUAAUCAACACUGCAUAGCCCUUUCUAAAGAUGGGCAGCUCUUCACGUGGGGUCAGAACUCCCAUGGACAGCUUGGCCUGGGGAAGGCCCAACCCAGCACACUGUCUCCGCAACCCCUGAAAUCCCUGUCAGGAAUCCCAUUGGCUCACAUUGCUGCGGGGGGAGACCACAGCUUCGCCUUGUCUCUGUCGGGGGCUGUUUUCGGCUGGGGCAAGAAUAGCUGCGGGCAGUUGGGGCUGAACGAUGAACAAGAUCGUGCUGUGCCCUGUCAUAUUAAAUUUCUAAGAUCACAGAAAGUUGUGUACAUCAGCUGUGGAGACGAACAUACUGCUGCCCUGACGAAGGAUGGGGGGCUCUUCACAUUUGGGGAUGGCUCGCAGGGACAGCUGGGCCACGACUCCACCAACAACGAAGCCCUCCCCAGACGUGUGCUGGAGCUUAUGGGAAGCGAGGUGUCCCAGAUUGCCUGUGGGAGGUACCACACCCUGGCAUUUGUACCUUCCUCCAGCACGGUCUAUGCAUUCGGCUGUAACACUAGUGGCCAGCUGGGCACCGGUAGUAAGGGCAUUGCUAAGAGCCCGUUGCCCAUCAAAGGCAUCUUCUUCAGCCAUAGAGGAGGCCAUUCCAUGUCAGAAUUUGAACAUUAUACUGUUAGAAAAAUUCAUUGUGGGGGAGACCAUAACUUCUUAUUGUAUUCAAAUAAGGAGAACUCCAUCGCACCUGAAGACUUUCGUGUUAUUAACACCACAAAAAGCAUCUCGAUCAUUAAUUAUGAGAAUCUGGACACUUGGCGAAUGAGGCUUACAGACAGCACGGAUUCCAGUAUCACUAAUGAUAUAAUUCUUCUUCUGUCAUCAACUGCAUGUUGGAAUGCCAGCUUCCUGGACCAAAGCGAUGACGGACACUUUAAGACCAACCCUAGGAUCCCUGGCAUUGACCUGAACUCUGUCAGGCUGCUCUUUGAUACUCUCAUGAAGCCUGCAUUUUCCAAACUGCUGGAGCAGGCCACCAAGAGCUUUGAGAGCCUCCUGAUCCCCCAGCUGCCUUGCUCGCCGCCCGACGUGGAGGCCAUGCGAAUUUAUCUGAUUCUCUUUGAAUGUCCCGUGCUCCAAGAUUCAAAAUAUUUCAUCACGCUGACCAUCCCUCUGGCCAUGGCUAUAUUGCGGCUGGAUGCCAACCCCAGCAAAGUGCUUGACAACUGGUGGUCCUUGGUGGAUGGCAGCGUUUUCUCCCGCUUGGUGGAGAUAUACAAAAACACGGUGGUGUUUCUUCUAACUGGUGGCAAAGCACUUCUCAUCCCGGUAUUCCUUGAGAGCUAUAUCAGUGCUACAUUGCGGCUUCUGGAGAAGCUGCACAAGGUGAACCUGAAAGCCCAGCACGUGGAGUACAAUCAGUUUUACAUUCCUGACAUCACGAGCCUGGUGGACAUCCAGGAAGACUACCUCAAAUGGUUCCUGAGUAAAGCUGAAAUUAAAAUGAGGUCACCACCAGUACAGAGCUCGGUGACUCUGUGUGCCUACCCAUUUAUUCUCAAUGCACAAGCCAAGACAACCAUGUUGCAGACAGAUGCUGAGCUACAGAUGCAGAUGGCAGUGAGUGGCGCCAAUUUGCACAACGUGUUCAUGCUACUGACGCUGGAGCCACUUCUGGCACGGAACCCCUUCCUGGUGCUACACGUGCGCCGUGCCCACUUGGUGAGCGAUGCCCUGCGUGAACUCGCCGUCUACUCCGACAUCGACCUCAAGAAGCCGCUCAAGGUGAUUUUUGAUGGAGAGGAGGCUGUGGAUGCCGGAGGAGUGACCAAGGAGUUCUUCCUGCUGCUGCUCAAAGAGCUGAUGGACCCGGUAUAUGGCAUGUUCACCCAGUACUCCGAGUCCAACCUUCUGUGGUUCUCUGACAAGUGCUUUGUGGAGCACAACUGGUUCCACCUAAUUGGGAUCAUCUGUGGCCUGGCCAUCUACAACUCCACAGUGGUAGACCUGCACUUCCCUCUUGUCCUCUACAAGAAGCUGCUAGAUGUGUCCCCAACUCUGGAUGACCUGAAGGAGCUCUCCCCCACAGAGGGAAGGAGUCUGCAGCAGCUCCUCAACUAUGAUGGGGAUGACUUUGAGGAUACCUUCUGUCUCAACUUUGCGAUCACAAGGGAGUACUAUGGCCUGACCGAGAUGAAGGAGCUGGUCCCUGGUGGAGAGAACAUAGUUGUUCAGAAGUCCAACAGGGAAGACUUUAUAAAGGCCUACCUGAACUACAUAUUCGACAGCUCGGUGAAGGAGCUGUACGGCGCCUUCUCCAGCGGCUUCCUCAAGGUGUGCGGAGGCAAGGUGCUCUCCCUCUUCCAGCCCUCAGAGCUCAUGGCCAUGGUGGUGGGAAACAACAACUACAACUGGGAGGAGAUGGAGAAGAAUGCCAUUUACAAAGGGGAAUACUCAGCUUCACACCCUACUGUGAAGAUCUUCUGGGAAGUCUUUCACGAAUUUCCCCUGGAGAAAAAGAAGCAGUUCUUACUGUUCCUGACAGGCAGUGACCGCAUCCCAAUCUACGGCAUGGAGAGCCUUCGCAUAAUCAUCCAAUCGACGGCGGCCGAGGAGCACUACCUGCCCGUGGCACACACCUGCUACAACCUGCUGGACAUGCCCUGCUAUCAGACCAAAGACACGCUGCGGCAGCGCCUCACACAAGCCGUGGAGCAAUACGAAGGCUUCAGCCUGGUGUGAGCUUGGAGACGGGAUCCCUGCCCUUGCCCUGCCCCGAACCCCGUCCACUGCACUUUAUUGCUCCUGUGGAAAGAACAGCUGCGGUCUGCUGUUAACCAGAACAUAGCAGUUUUCCCCAGGACCAGAGGUCAGGACGAGGGUAUGGGGGGGACCUGGCUGUCAGUGUGUGUCCUUGAAAAAGAGGGAAUUGGUGAAUUAUUCUCUAAAAUAUGUGCAUCACCAAAUUUUCCAGGGGAUCAGUUUUUUCUUUUGUGAGAAUAAGUGAUGCCUGCUAAAUUUGUGCUUUUGUUGUACAAGUUUCAGAAAAGAUUUUAAUUCUGGUUUCUUAUUUGCGGUUCGCUUGAUUUCUGAGUCAUGCAAACAGGUGGACUUGAGCUGAGAAGUCAAGGGUGGUAUUUCGUCCCUUUUUUUGUGACACAGGGAGUUGACCAAGGCUCAGAACUUUGAGGCAGGAUCUCGUCCUGGGACUGUGGGCUGGGGAGUUUUGUCCCUGACAUCGGAGGCAGUGGUGUCGGGUCUUGCGUGCAGAUCACUGCUUUCUGGACAUCUUCGGAAACACUUAGCACAGUGUGUUGUGGACUGCUUUGGGGGAUUAGAAUCCCCUGCCCUGAGGGGGAGGUACAGUCGGAUGUUUUGAUUUGACCUCCCUCCCCCACCCAUUUGCUUACUCCACUCAGAGAGAGUCAACAAAGCGGUCAGUGUUUUAUCUGCAGCGAGUAUCGCCUUCGAUAGCAAGUUGGCGGCUGCGUACGGCGGAUUAGCUGCUUACAAGGGGACUGUACACGCUGUAAAUGUGCAUGCAGUGGACCAUUGAUAGUGUGUGGGUUGCGGUGUAAAAAGAACUACGGCUGAAAGUAAUUUGUGGGACGCAGGGCUAGGAACCCCAUUUGUGUCUGAUUCCAGUUCCAGUGAGUUACAGCUUGGCCAUUUACCCCAAGUAUUAAAAGCAAUUAUUGAUUCACUUCGGUGUAGUUUUAAAUGUAUCCGGUCAUUGUGUGGGUUUUUUUUUUUCCCUUUUCCCUUUCUCAGGAACACUUUCCUUUUUCUGUUCUGUUCCACUUCCUGUGAAGUACAAAGCAGUUUAUACUGUAAAGGUAAACCUUUUGCCUGAGCAACCAUGCUGGUUGAACAAAAAUAGGCUAAAAGGAGUAAAAAAUUGAGUGAAAAGCACUGCCAUUUAGAUUUUUUAAUAUUUUAAAUACAGUUUGAACCCACAUUCAGCCUCUGGCCACACACCCUCUGUUCAUUCACACAAAUCAUGAACAUGAAAUAUUCCAGUAUACUGCUCAAUAAUGAUAUACUCCGUAGUCAUACAUGUGCAACUAGUCAUCUGUCUUCUUUGUUAGUUUAAGCAUUGUCUAUUUUUCCAUGUAACUACCUGCUAGUCAGUAACUGGUGUAGCAGGACCAGGUUUGCCACAGCGUGAGUGACAGGGAGCGCUCCUAGUCUUUGUCAAGUGGUUAUUGGUAGGUACUAGUGAGCGUGUCCGCACUGUACUGAGCCCUGACAGCGUUGCACGAAUCGGCACCACGUUGAGUGUAAUAAUUCACAGCUGCAGGACACUUGUACCUGUGAAACGGCUUUGCAGCAUGUAUGACGCAUUCGAGUUGCGCUUUACUGAGAAAUUCAAAUGAUUUCACAAUGGAGGUGUCUGUCAAUGUAUGCAAACAAGGGCUUAUUCAGUGGCUGUUCAUGACUUUAUUAAUAAAGUACAUGUUUACUUUUA